Eimeria mitis is the source of this 267-nucleotide messenger RNA. RefSeq lists its product as uncharacterized. The record is from RefSeq and is a predicted model, not a curated record. The transcript is spliced from 3 exons. Lineage: Eukaryota; Apicomplexa; Conoidasida; Eucoccidiorida; Eimeriidae. The coding region runs from base 1 to 267 and encodes 88 amino acids.
AUGGUGAGCCCCCCCCCCCAACGACGGAGAGCCCAAGGGGAGAUGUGGGACACGCGGCUGGGCCAGUGGAAGUCCAGGGCAGGGGGCGUAUACAUCCCCCCAACUCCAGAGGAGCUGCAAGCAGCUGAAGGACUGCACCGGGCCGCCCGGGAGCAUCAUCGGCAGGAGCGUAGUACCUCCGCAAUAUCAAGAGGCCUUUCUCCUCAAAGGCAGCGCUCACCGUCUCUGCUGGUGCGGCGUGAGCGGGGUAGCCCGGUGUACGAGUAG